AUGGCAGCCCUGGCCGUGCAGAACUCGGAGGCUAUUUUUUAUUCCUUCUUGCAGGACCGGACCCCCAGCUCAUCCCCAGACGACCCCACUGCCUGGUGUCCCACUUGGGCCUUUUUAGCUGCUCCCUCAGCUCCCCACUGCUCAGCCAGCUCACUGGAAGCCUAUGAGUCUGUGGGGAUGUUCCAGCUCUGGAGCGGCAAUGAGGCACCACCCGGCUCCCACAGCAUGGCUUUUGGCUUGCCUAAGAUGCCAUACCAGAUGGCAUCAAGCGCCAAUGGGGGCCUUGCCCACGAACUGCCGCUGACGCCACCGGCUGAGUCUCCGUACUCCUUUGAGCUGUCGCCCGUCAAGAUGUUGGCCCCCACUGUGCCCUCCUCAUACGCCUUCCAAGAGGCCCACCAGGACUUUACUACUUUUUUACCGGGCCCCAGGCCUCUAGGCCCAGCAGGCCCCGGCUCCACAUCCACUGAGGACGCUCCUUGGUGGAGUAUGCAGCAACCGGGCAACUUCUCUCUCGGCCGGCCACUGGUUCUCGGCCCACAGCCGCCCCUCGCCGCCCUCCUGCAGGGAUCUCCCAAGGGGCUCUUGGGUACGACCCGCCGCUGCCGCCGCUGCAGGUGUCCCAAUUGCCAGGCAGCAAACGGGGCUAACGAGGAGCCGGGCAGGAAGAAACAACAUGUGUGCCACCUGCCAGGUUGUGGCAAGGUCUACGGCAAGACGUCCCACCUGAAGGCCCACCUGCGUUGGCAUGCGGGGGAGCGCCCUUUCAUCUGCUCCUGGCUCUACUGUGGUAAAAGCUUCACCCGCUCCGAUGAGCUGCAGAGACACCUCCGGACGCACACGGGAGAGAAGCGCUUCGGGUGCCAGCUGUGCCCCAAGAGGUUUAUGCGGAGCGACCACUUGGCCAAGCACGUCAAGACCCAUCAGGGGAAGCGGGUGCGCAGCCUGGCGGUGAUGGGCAUCAAGCAGGAGUGA
Molecule: messenger RNA, 975 nt
Organism: Gekko japonicus
Lineage: Eukaryota; Metazoa; Chordata; Lepidosauria; Squamata; Gekkonidae
Gene: SP5
Product: Sp5 transcription factor
Exons: 2
Coding region: 1-975 (324 amino acids)
Biological process (GO): regulation of transcription by RNA polymerase II
Molecular function (GO): DNA-binding transcription factor activity, RNA polymerase II-specific; RNA polymerase II cis-regulatory region sequence-specific DNA binding
Source: RefSeq, a predicted model, not a curated record